Molecule: messenger RNA, 927 nt
Organism: Trichomycterus rosablanca
Lineage: Eukaryota; Metazoa; Chordata; Actinopteri; Siluriformes; Trichomycteridae
Exons: 5
Coding region: 64-840 (258 amino acids)
Biological process (GO): lipid metabolic process
Cellular component (GO): membrane
Molecular function (GO): oxidoreductase activity, acting on the CH-CH group of donors
Source: RefSeq, a predicted model, not a curated record
GCAGCGACCUUUGAGCGGAUCUGCAAACAGCAAUAACAGCGUUGUAAAUUUACUGUAGUAUAAAUGGCAAUGGGGGCUACACUUGCAAAAUGUGCUGCUGUUGAUGUGGGCGUCCAGUGGGUCGGGUGGGCCAUUGCAUCUGCUCUAAAAACCGAAAAGUUUUUCGAUUUGGCAGGCACGGGAACAUUUAUAUUGCUGGCCCACCUCAGUUCUUUGUGGAAUGGCACAAGACACCUGAGGCAGAAAGUACAGACUGGUCUUGUAACUGCAUGGGGACUGAGACUUGGAAUAUUUCUUUUCCUCCGGAUCAUGAAGGAAGGACAAGACCGCAGGUUCAACAAUGUCAGAGAUAGCCCAGGGGUAUUCUUUGUGUACUGGACCAUGCAAGCUGUUUGGGUGUUUGUCACCCUUUUACCCACCCUGAUACUAAACACGGAGCAGAGAGAUAAACCAUUGGGCCCUCGUGACUACAUUGGCUGGGGAAUAUGGGCUUUGGGCUUUGUCACAGAAGCUGUUGCUGAUCAGCAGAAAUGGAAUUUUAAGAGUGACCCUGACAAUGCUGGCAAGUUUAUCCGUCAUGGACUAUGGGCCUAUAGCAGACACCCUAAUUACUUGGGUGAAAUCUUGCAGUGGUCAGGCCUGUUCCUGUCUGCAUCCUCAGUUAUGCAUGGUCCUCAGUAUCUCAGCGUAAUGUCACCCCUCUUUCUCUGGUUCCUGCUCAGACAUGUGAGUGGUGUUCCCAUCCUGGAAAAACAAGCCAUGAAGAGGUGGGGAACAGACCCUGUGUUCCAAAACUACAUCAAAAACACUCCACUCUUUUGGCCAUUCCCAUGUUUCUAAAUCAUAGUCUUAAGUAACUCGGGAUUUUGUUAAGUGUUACAUUGGCUGGAGUAGAUGUCAGAAGUAGAUUAAAGGUAGUUAAAACAA